Molecule: messenger RNA, 2345 nt
Organism: Musa acuminata subsp. malaccensis (wild Malaysian banana)
Lineage: Eukaryota; Viridiplantae; Streptophyta; Magnoliopsida; Zingiberales; Musaceae
Source: RefSeq, a predicted model, not a curated record
UGAUGUGAAGAGUUCAAUGGUGACAAAAGAUUCAUAUUUCCAACACCAUAUAACUGGUAGACUAUGACCUGUUAUUGUUGUUCAUAUGAGGAACAAGACUUACCAUUCUAUUGAUGUCCAGUCUUUAAGACGUUUCAAUGUUUUGAAUGUUGCAAUUUCUUUGAUGGAGUAUUAUGAUCCAUUAACUAUUUAAUUUCUGAAGCCUCUUCUGAAAAAUAAAGAACAUGUUUUUUCGAUAGGUUGUAGAAUGUAGACAAGUACUUAAAUGAACGCCAACUACUUGUACAACUUUUUAUUAUUAUUUUUUACAUUUUGCAUGAUUUUGGUCCAAAAUCACUGAGCUGAUGGAUAUUAAUAUUCUCGAAUGAGUAUACUGUUAGUGUUGUAUAAACAUUUUUAUCUAGCUAAGUCUAAUACUUCUAAUAUCUCUUAAAGUUCUUUCACACUGUUGUGACUGAAUAUCAAAAGUUUGAUUGGAGAUCGUUGAUGCCCUUAAAUGGGUGAAUCCAUUGAAGCCCUUCUGAUGCGGGACCUUAUAGUAUGUAGCUUUACGGCCCUUACCCCAUGAGUCACAUCCUGAUCAUCUAGGUUGUAAAGAAAUAAUCUUACCGUUGACUCUCAAUGAGUUUGGGCUAAAAUAUACUGAAACAUAUACUUCAAAUGAUUGGCACAGUACUCUAGUCAUGCUAUGUAGUCUAAACACACAUCUCAUAUGGCCUGGAGAAGCCAUGACACACCUGCUGCUCUAGCACAUAAUAAUGCCAUAUGACUACUUUGCUAGCCUGUGUCCAGGUUGAGCUCAACACAUGGUAAAACAAUUGAAAAUUAAUGAGGAUUCUAGAUUAGCAUGGUUUUGAUGUGGCUGUCUGUAGUCUUAUGUUCAAAAUACCAAAGCAGGAAAGUUGGGUGCUGUUGGAUAGGAAUAUGCUAAUUCAUAUCAGAAGAUAUUGCCAAAAUUAUGUAUCUACACUUGCUGAUGAUUCCUUGUGAAUUUUUUAGUAAUAAUUUUUUGUUGAUCUUUUAUUACUAAUAGCUUAUGAUGGUUAUGAAAAUAAAUGGACAUCUGGACUAAUUAUGAGCCCCAGGAUGCAUGCACUGAGUGCUAUCAAGAGGAAUAGGAAACUCUAUAUGGGGAAACCAAGACAGAAAUAAGGAAUCUGAUGGAAUUAGUGAGGAAAGCUUUUCUAAAGCCAAUCAAAUUAUAUCAUGCUUAGUUUAUAGUUUUUCCGUGAAUUCAACUGUGUACACGUUUUUAUAUAAGUGUGAAUCAUCAAGGAAAGGUUCUUUAAAGCAAAACAAAUAUAUUCUGUGAAUCACUCAGUUUAUUCUUUAUUCCUUGCAGGUCACCUUUCUAUGAGAGUGAGAGAGAGAGAGUACUCUCUGUGAGGAAUAAUACAUUGCCUUUGAUGUGAAUGCAAUUUAGUAGGCAAACUCUCCAUCCCAACUGGCCAUGAUAAUCCAUGACUCAGAAAGUAAUUGCAAAAGGAAUCCCAUGUUUCCAGUUCUAGAUGUGUGUCUUGUGAAUCUUUUGGCAGUCCAUUGAGAGGCCUAACUUUCCUCUAUUACUUGAACAAAAAUGUUAUCCUCCAACACAAUGCAACUGUCAUAUUAGUAUACUUAAACCUUCUACCUCCUUUGUGUUCCCUUAUAAGUACCUCCCAACCCUCCAUAAGCUCUCCUCAUCCCUGCAAUCUUUCUGUUGCAACAACACUUAAGAAGAGCUUCCUUGCACACGAUGAGGUCAUUCCUUCUGAUAAUAUUCUUGAUGGCUUUAACCACUUCUCUUGCCGCAGCAGAUACUCACAAAGGCGAGCAGGAUCAGACGACUUCAUUCUCCGACGAAGCUAGUCGCAUGCUGGGUCGGCACAGAUGGAGAGGUUCCUUGUCGUGCAAGGAGCACCGAAACCUGUGCAAACUCCCAAGAAGUCCCGGCCCGACCUGCUGCGGGAAUCUUUGCGUGGACCUGAAGACUGACUUGUUCAAUUGUGGCCGCUGCGGGGUGCAGUGCAAGUUUGCCGAGGUUUGCUGCAAAGGUAAAUGCCUGAAUCCGUUUCACAACGAUGAGAACUGCGGCGGGUGUGGCAAGAAGUGCAGCAAGGGAAGCCAUUGCAGAUAUGGGAUGUGCAGCUAUGCGUAGAAGCCGGCUGAUGAGUGUUGGGUUUGAUCAUUGAACUGUGUUGUUGCUGUUGCUUGUGGCUGAAGCCCUGGUUUAAUAAUGUUCACCACGUCCUUAGUUGUAUUCAUUGCGAAGAUAAAUAUCAAGGAACAUCUGCAUUGUUGUGUCCAUGAACAACAUUAGUUUGCUCUCAGUGAUAGAACAUUGACCAGAAAGAUCUGCAAUCUUU